AGAAAAAAAAAUUCAGAAGAGACAGGAAAAAAAAAGGUAAAAGAGAAAACUGAAAAAAAAAAAAAUAAACCAACCAACCAACCACCCCAAAGUCAGUCAUAAACAAAUCAACAUUAAGCUGAGGAGAAAGGCGGGCCAGCUUGGCAAAGCCCGCAAACCCCGCCGCUGUCAAUCAGGAAAAAGGGGCGUGGCUCCGAAAGCCGCGCAUUCCGUUAGUGCGAGGUAACUUGCCUCGUUUGCUCCGGCCGCCCCUGCUUCCACAGCGCCCCUUUCGGCAACUCGGCCCACAGCGCCUGCGCCAAGCGGCGUCGGCGCCUCUCCUCCACCUCCGCCCCCCUCCUUUGCGUCCAGCCGGGACGGCCGUGCCACGUGGUCCGCGGCGGGCCAAUGGCGAAGCGCGCUGCUGCGGGCGGCCGCCAUUGCUGUCAGAGCGCCGAGCCUGCCAGCCUUCUGUGUAUGUCUAUGAGGAGAGCGAGGCGGCGUUGAGGGGAGCCCACCAGGGAGAAGGAGCGGCGGCGGCGGCGGCGGCGGGAGGUCGCGCUCCAUCCGUAGCCCGGCGGCGGGGAACAAAACGACGCCGCCGCCGCCUCCUCCUCCUCUUCCUCCUCCGCCAGAGAAGGAGGAGCGGCUGCCUGCCUCCGCCCGCCCUGAGGGGACCCACCCGGCGGCGGCGGCGGCAGCAGCAGCAGCGGCAGCAGCGGCGGCUGCCCUGAGGCGCGCGCACCCUCCGUUUGUCGUCGCCGCCCGCCUCGUUUCCCGCGCCCCCAUCAUCUCCUUGGCCCGACGCGGGCGGGCGGGAAGGCGGAAGCGGCAGCCCCGCCCGCGCCGAGUGGCCGCCGCCGCCGCUGCCGCCGCCCUUUCUCUCCGGCUCGGCUGCCGAUCGGGCAUCGGCGAGAGGAAGGAGAGGCGAGGAGGCCGGCAGGGCGGGCGCCGCCGCCGCCGCCGGGCCCGCCCCCCUGGGCGCCUGUGCGGCUCCUGCCGCUGCCCCGCUCCGGCCCGGCCAGACAUGCCCCGCUCUGGAGGCCGGGCUAGCCGAGGAGGACCAUGACUGCGGCGGCGGCCAACGGGGCGAGCCUGGAGGACUGUCACUCCAACCUCUUCUCCCUGGCGGAACUGACAGGCAUCAAGUGGCGUAGGUACAACUUUGAAGGCCAUGGAGAUUGUGGACCUAUUAUCUCAGCCCCUGCUCAAGAUGACCCAAUUCUUCUGAGUUUCAUCCGCUGUUUACAGGCCAAUCUGUUGUGUGUUUGGCGUCGUGAUGUCAAACCGAACUGUAAGGAGCUGUGGAUAUUUUGGUGGGGAGACGAGCCGAACCUGGUAGAUGUAAUACACCAUGAGCUACACAUGGUCGAAGAGGGAUUUUGGGAGAACGGGCUUUCAUACGAAUGCAGGACGCUACUUUUCAAGGCGAUCCACAACCUGUUGGAAAGAUGCCUCAUGGACAAAAACUUUGUCAGGAUCGGGAAGUGGUUCAUCCGUCCGUAUGAAAAAGAUGAAAAGCCUAUUAACAAAAGUGAGCAUUUGUCCUGCGCCUUCACAUUCUUCCUCCAUGGAGAAAGCAAUGUGUGUACCAGUGUGGAGAUGGCACAGCACCAGCCGAUCUACCUUAUCAGCGAGGAACACCUUCACAUGGCCCAAUCUUCUCCUAUGCCUUUUCAAGUGUUGAUCAGUCCGUAUGGCUUAAGUGGUACUUUAACGGGUCAAGGUUACAAGAUGUCCGAUCCGGCAACCAGGAAGCUAAUUGAAGAAUGGCAGUAUUUUUAUCCCAUGGUGCUGAAGAGGAAGGAGAGCGUGAAAGAGGAAGAAGAGCUGGGAUACGACGAUGACUUUCCUGUGGCAGUAGAAGUCAUUGUCGGUGGUGUCCGAAUGGUCUACCCGUCUGCCUUUGUUCUUAUCUCUCAAAACGACAUUCCCGUGUCCCAGAGCACUUCCACCCCAGGAAGCCACAGCAGCGUGACCCAACAAGGAGCUGGAACCUUGAAAGACACCAGCGGUUGUGGAAUGUUGCUCACACCACCCACUUCUCCGGAGCAGACUGUCAUAGGCGACAGCGGAGGCAUUCCAGCCAUCAUCAGUCAUUCAGCAGCCCCAGAUGGAAUGGUCCCUAUGCAGAGUCCCAAAAAAUCGGGGAAGAUCCCGCCCAAAUUUCAGAACUGUAUGGUCCACCGAGUUUGGAAAGAAUGCAUCCUCAACAGGACACAGUCCAAAAGGAAUCCAGUCCCCACGACCAAUAUGGAGGAAGAUGCCCCUAUCAGCUGUAUUUCUUGGGAUUUUGUUGAUCCAGCCCAAAGAAUCCCCUGCUCUUGUUCCAGGCACAAGCUCCUCAAGCAACGCUGUGCCGUGGCUUCCAGCCGUCCACCCACGAUAUCGCCGCCGGGCUUCGGAGGGGGAACCUCGUCCUCGUCCACCUUGCCCCCUCCCGCCUCUAAGCACAAAACCACCGAGAGGCAGGAGAAGUCGGAGAAAGUUCAGAAGAGGUCGUUGCUGCCGUUUCACCAUCGUCCGUCGGUCACCGAAGAGCUGUGCAUGGAGCAGGACCCUUCGGGGCCAAAGUUGGCCUUGGCUGGGGUGGAGCCCUCCUUAGAAACUGCUAGUAAUAGGAAGUACGAGAAGCAGCUCUCCGUGCCUCCCAGGCACCCGAGGAAGCCAGCCCAUUCGAAUCCUAUGGAUUCCCCCCGUUCCCCCAUCUCUCCUCUACCCCCGACCCUCAGCCCCCAGCCCAGGGGGCAAGAAACCGACCCUUUGGACCCACCGUCCGAUGCGGUGAAUCCGGCCCUCUACAGCAACGGGUUAGAACUCCAGCCCAUCGCCAGCGCUGAGGACCGGACCGUCCUGGCCGGUCCGAGGUUGCCCCUGAUGGCCGAAGUCAGCGAGACGGCGUUGUAUUGUGGUGUGGUGCACAACCAGGAGUCGCCCAACAAGUGGCAGGGUUACUCUCUUCCUCUACCCAGCGAUCUGGAAUUCAGACCUCCGGAGCUCCAGGGGCAGAUCCAGGACGUCAGGAUGGAGGCGGCGUCUGAAAACAGCGCACUGAAAAGGCUCUUAGCACAACCUAAUAAAAGAUUUAAAAUCGUGGAGGAGACCCUACCUGUUCCAGCCGUGAAUUACCUGGACCCCUUACCGCUAAUUCCUCAAUCUGGUGAAUGCUUGGGAGAUGCCACGGAUCCGUACACGUUUCAGGAUGGGGACAUCAAAUACAGCUUCACGGGCACUAAAAAAUGCAAACUUGGGACUGAUCGAGAAUCUCUGAAGAAGAAUAAGCCAGAAGAUGGAACUGCAGCUAAAGAGCUGACUUCAGGAGGCCAUUCAACCACCCUGCCCGAUGGGAAAGAUGCAAUGUCUAUCUUCAGUUCUGCACCUAAGACAGAUACGCGGCAAGAUAAUUCUGCUGGCCGAGCUGGUUCUGGCAGCUUAACACAAGUCACUGACUUGGCUCCUUCUCUCCAUGAUUUGGAUAAUCUCUUUGAUAAUUCAGAUGAAGAUGAGCCUGGCGCUGUCUCCCCUCCCCUCCGAUCAUCAAAAAUGCCAGCGGUGGGAGCUGAAGAGCGGCAUCUAAGCAAGGAUGCAAGGACAGCAGUUCCUUAUCCUCCAACUGUUGCCGAUCUGCAGCGAAUGUUCCCCACCCCGCCAUCCUUAGAGCAGCACCCGGCUUUUUCACCCGUCAUGAGCUACAAAGAUGGCAUCAGCUCAGAGACCGUCACCACGCUGGGGAUGAUGGAGAGCCCGGUGGUCAACAUGGUGGCGACUCAACUCACUGAGUUUAAAAUGGAAGUGGAAGAUGGCUUGGGCAGUCCAAAGCCAGAAGAAAUCAAGGAUUUUUCCUUUGUGCACAAGGCAUCCACGUUUCAGCCCUUUAUGGGUUCUUCUAUGUUUGCCCCGUUGAAGAUGCUUCCCAGCCAGUGCCUGCUCCCAUUGAAAAUCCCCGAGGCCUGUGUCUAUCGGCCUUCUUGGGCGAUUCCUCCCAAAAUUGAGCAACUUCCUUUACCACCUUCAGCUGCUUUCAUCAGAGAUGGUUACAACAAUAUACCCAGCGUUGGAAGCCUGGCAGAUCAAGACUACCUUCAAAUGAACACUCCACAAAUGAGCACUCCAGUCACACUAAACAGCACUGCGCCUGCCAGUAACAGCGGGGCAGGGGUGUUGCCAUCCCCGGCCACCCCUCGCUUCUCUGUCCCCACCCCGCGCACACCCAGGACUCCACGGACACCGAGAGGCGGGGGCACCGCCAGCGGGCAAGGUUCGGUGAAAUACGACAGCACCGAUCAAGGCUCGCCAGCUUCCACGCCAUCCACCACCCGGCCCCUCAAUUCCGUGGAACCGGGCACCGUCCUGCCCAUUCUGGAAGCCCACAGCCUCUACGUCAUGCUCAUCCUCUCCGACUCCGUGCUGAACAUCUUCAAAGACAGCAAUUUCGACAGCUGCUGCAUCUGCGCCUGCAACAUGAACAUCAAGGGCGCCGACGUCGGUCUGUACAUCCCCGACACGUCGAAAGAGGACCAAUAUCGCUGCACUUGUGGGUUCAGUGCAAUCAUGAAUCGCAAACUAGGGUACAACUCGGGCCUCUUCAUUGAGGACGAGUUAGAUAUUUUCGGAAGGACUUCAGACCUUGGCCAGGUGGCCGAAAGGAGGCUGAUGAUGAGUCAAAACACCUUAAGUCCUCAGCUGGGGGAAGGCAGCAAAAGGGCUCAGGGGCCCCCCGUGAGCCUCCUCCUCCUCCUCCAAAACCAACACACCCAACCUUUCACCUCCCUAAGCUGCUUGGACUACAUGUCCGUCACCAGUCGGCCCGCGCUGUCUUACACGAACUGGAGUUACGACAGGGUUCAGGCUGAAAGCCACGACUCCUGGAAUGAGUGCUUUAACGCCCUGGAGCAAGGCCGUCAGUACGUGGACAACCCGACGGGCGGGAAAGUGGACGAAGCUCUCGUCCGGAGCGCUACCGUUCACUCUUGGCCUCACAGCAACGUUCUAGACAUCAGCAUGCUUUCCUCCCAAGACGUGGUGCGCAUGCUUCUCUCCCUCCAGCCUUUCCUGCAGGACGCCAUUCAGAAGAAGAGGACUGGGAGGACCUGGGAGAACAUCCAGCAUGUCCAGGGACCCCUCACCUGGCAGCAGUUCCAUAAAAUGGCAGGACGGGGAACCUACGGUUCCGAAGAGUCGCCUGAGCCUCUUCCGAUACCCACCUUGUUGGUUGGCUAUGACAAGGACUUCCUGACAAUCUCUCCGUUCUCCCUGCCAUUCUGGGAGAGGCUGCUCUUAGAUCCCUACGGGGGUCACCGGGAUGUCGCCUACAUUGUGGUGUGUCCAGAAAACGAGGCCUUGCUUGAUGGAGCCAAAACUUUCUUCAGGGACUUGAGCGCCGUAUAUGAGAUGUGUCGGCUUGGUCAACACAAACCCAUCUGUAAAGUGUUGCAUGACGGGAUCAUGCGUGUGGGGAAGACGGUGGCCCAGAAGCUGGCAGAUGAGCUUGUGAGUGACUGGUUUAACCCACCCUGGGGCAAUGAAGAUUGUGACAAUCAUUCCAGGCUCAAACUUUACGCGCAAGUUUGUCGUCAUCACCUAGCACCUUACUUAGCUACUUUGCAACUGGACAGCAGCCUGCUGACGCCACCGAAACAUCAAACGGCGCCUCCACCGUCCUCCAGCCUGGAGCAAACCCUCUCUGGGAACGCAGGAUCCGUUUCCUCCACCUCAGCCUGUCUUGGGUCUACGGCUCCCUCGGCUGGCACGUCUUUCAGCUCCUCAGCUAACGGUACCAGUGGUCUCCCGGUGGGCACCAGUACCGUCCCAGGCUCUUCAGUGCCCCAGCUCCUGGCCUCCUCCUCUUCCUCCUCCUCCUCUUCCUCCUCUUCAUUGGCAUCCAGUAUUAGCCAGACAAGCACUACCUCCUCUUCAGGGUUCAGCGGAGGCCUACCUCAAGGUCCAAACCCAAUACCUGGGGCAAUUCCCUCAGACAGACUCCAAGGAAGCACAGUCCCCGGAGGAGACGCAGAGGCAGGCCAAAUCUCAUCGCAGCAACCGCCAGAAGGGCAGGAAAACUCUGCAGAGAGGGAGAGGAUAGGGAUUCCCACGGAACCCGAGUCUGCGGACAGCCAUGCCUACCCACCGGCUGUGGUCAUCUACAUGGUGGAUCCCUUCACCUACACCGCAGAGGAGGAAUCUUCUGCUGUCAGCUUCUGGCUUUUGAGCUUGAUGCGCUGUUACACAGAAAUGUUGGACAACCUGCCUGAAAACAUGAGGAGCUCUUUCAUUCUUCAGAUUGUGCCUUGCCAAUAUAUGCUGCAGACCGUGAAGGACGAGCAGAUCUUUUAUAUCCAGCACUUGAAAUCCCUGGCAUUCUCUGCCUACUGCCAGUGCCGCCGACCGCUCCCCACGCAGAUUCACAUUAAGUCUCUGACUGGCUUUGGGCCAGCUGCCAGCAUUGAGAUGACGCUGAAGAACUCCGAGCGGCCGAGUCCCAUUCAGCUGUACUCCCCUCCAUUUAUCCUGGCACCUAUCAAGGACAAACAGACGGAGCUUGGGGAGACCUUUGGCGAAGCCAGCCAGAAGUAUAAUGUGCUCUUUGUGGGGUAUUGUCUCUCUCACGAUCAACGUUGGCUUCUGGCCUCCUGCACUGACCUGCACGGGGACUUGUUGGAAACCUGCAUUGUCAACAUCGAUUUGCCAAACAGAUCACGGAGGUGCAAGGUGUCAGCACGUAAAAUUGGCUUGCAGAAGCUCUGGGAAUGGUGCAUCGGGCUCAUUCAGAUGACGUCACUUCCCUGGAGAGUCGUGAUUGGGCGCCUCGGACGGCUUGGCCACGGGGAGCUGAAAGACUGGAGCAUCCUGCUCGGAGAGUGCUCUCUGCAGACAAUCAGCAAGCAGUUGAAGGAGGUGUGUCGGAUGUGUAGCAUCUCCUCGGCAGAUUCUCCCUCCAUCCUUAGCGCCUGCUUGGUUGCCAUGGAGCCACAGGGUUCAUUUGUGGUGAUGCCAGAUGCUGUCACCAUGGGGUCUGUCUUCGGCCGCAGCACUGCCCUUAACCUGCAGUCUUCACAGCUGAAUACGCCACAGGAUGCCUCCUGUACUCACAUCCUGGUUUUCCCAACUUCCGCAACCAUCCAAGUCGCGCCUGCCAAUUAUCCCAAUGAAGAUGGAUUCAGCCCCAAUAAUGAUGACAUGUUUGACCUACCAUUCCCGGAUGACAUGGACAAUGACAUUGGCAUCCUGAUGACUGGGAACCUUCACUCAUCUCCAAACUCUUCUCCUGUCCCUUCUCCUGGUUCUCCUGGAAUUGGAGGAGGACCGUCCUUUCAGCACAGCCGGAGCCAAGGGGAGCGUCUCCUUUCCCGGGAAGCCCCCGAAGAACUGAAGCAGCAGCCCCUCGCCCUGGGCUACUUCGUUUCCACUGCCAAAGCCGGAAAUCUUCCUCAGUGGUUCUGGUCGUCCUGUCCUCAAGCUCAGAAACAGUGUCCCCUCUUUCUCAAGGCCUCACUACAUCAUCACAUCUCUAUAGCACAGACGGAUGAACUCCUUCCUGCCCGGACUUCCCAGAGGGUUCCCCAUCCCUUGGACUCCAAAACCACAUCAGAUGUCCUAAGGUUUGUCCUGGAACAAUACAACGCCUUGUCAUGGCUGACUUGCAACCCUGCGACCCAGGAUCGGGGCUCUUGCCUUCCUGUUCACUUUGUGGUGCUCACUCAGCUCUACAACGCCAUCAUGAACAUCCUUUAAUCACAGGGAGCUUUAAUUGGAGCUCCCCUCUCCACUCGAAGAAUCCGCCACGGCCUGCACGAGUUCAGGUCCCUGACGAGUCUGAAGGAGGCCUGAGCAGCGCUCCCAGUUUUUCUCAACAAGCAGGAGAAUCCUCUCCCACGGGAUCGGAGUCCACCAACACGGGACAUCCUCAGCCUCUGUGACCAGGGUUUCAAGCAGCCGAUGUAUUACAACUUUGAGGCAGUGUUAAUUCGCCGGCUGAACCUUACAGAACUAUGGAGCACGGUGAAAACCAUAACGUCUUUCAUUUCAUAUCUCUCUCUCCCUUUCCCUCUCUCUCUCUCUCUCUCUCUCUUUUUCUCUUCCUUUUUCUGUGCACGGAUCUCUGCCGAAGAAAAGCAAAAUAUUGUUGUGACCAGUCGGGGUGACCCAAAGCCUCUGCCGUUUUCCUUGGAAAAACCGUCGCAAUCCAUGUGGCGUCUGCUAGUCGGAAAAAUAGAUCAGAUUUUCUUUCUUUUUUCUUUUUCCUUUGUGGUGUACCUGGAACUCCUUGGAUUGGAUUGAAUGAAUGUGGGGGGGAUACUUUUUUUUUGGGCGCCCCCCCUCCCCCAUCCAUGUAGAUACGAAUCGUCUGGAGAUAAUGCUGACGUUUGUCCAGUUUAUUGUUUUAUUUUAAUUUAUUUAUAGGGGCUAUUAAAUUAUAGAGGAGCAGGUACAGCACGCGAUGUGACUCCCAUCUCACCGAGAAGUGGGGUUAUUUUUUUUUUCCCGGUAUACCUCUUCCUUUUUAGCCUAGAAAUUGGGAUGGGGAGGGGACACACGGGGCGUUUCCGGUGGGGGUGGGACGGAGCAGUCCUAAGUCAAUCAGAUAACCGACAUCCCGGGCAAAAUAGCCCAAACCAGUGGAAAAAUACGGAACACACGAAAACAGCUUUCUCCAAUCUGACAGUAUCCAGAGGUGCUGGGAAUCAGCAUCUCAUCAGCUGGAGCCAUCCGUAGCGAGGAUUGUUUGGGGGCAGGGGCUGGGAAUCAUGGGUGGUGUAGUUCAGCGUAGCUGGAAGGGACAUCACUGGCUGCUUCAAGUGUGUGGAAACCGCCCCCAAAAGAGGGGAGGGGAUGGAAAUGGACAGGGAAGUUUAAGGCGGCGUUUAGAACAGAAUAAUAAUAGGGUUGAAAGGGACCUUGGAGGUCAACUAGUCCAACCCCCUGCUCAGGCAAGGGGACCCUAUGUCAUUCCGGACAAAUGACUGUCCAGACUCUUCUUAAAAACCUCCAAUUGGAUCAAUGUGGAUUCCCCCCCCCCCAGCAUCCCAUCUGCGUAUCCACACUCAGAUGUGCCCAGAUUUCGAUACGAUGAUGUGCGUAUCCUCCACUCCGCCCCUUCCAAUCUCCGUGAGAGAUAUUUUGGAGAAUUUUUUUUUUAAAAGCGACUUUAUUGCAUUAAUAUGGAAAAUAAAAGGACACUGAGUGGGCGUGGCGGGCUGGGUGGGGAAGGAAGCCUAAGCUUGACUUAGUUAAAACGUCGGCACCGGGAUAUGGUUGUUUGUUUGUUUUUUUUUUAAAAAAAGAAAAGCUUAAAGCCAUUAAAUUGUUUGACUCGGAGGUCUCCAAAUUCGACAACCUUUAAGGCUUGUGGGCUUCAACUCCCAGAAGUCUUCAGCUUGGACAACCUUUAAGGCUUGUGGGUUUCAACUCCCAUGCCGGCUGAGGAAUUCUGGGAGUUGAAGUCCACAAGCCUUAAAGCUGCCCAGGUGGGAGACCCCUGGUUUGAACGACUCCUUGGAUUGGAGGCAUCUAAGGGGGCGUUCCCAUUUCUAGCGGUGACAGGCCAAGGCUGCUUUGAAGGGGGAAAGGGGGCGGGACUUGGUCAUCACGGCCACCCUUAACAGAUCUUUUAGCAUUUUUGAAGUUCUUCCAAGCGUCUCUCUUCUGGUUAAAUGAAAAAAGGAAAAAAAAAAUAUGAAAAUUUCUAUGAAUUUAAAUAUUUUUCUCGAAACGAUGAUGUAAUGUUUAAAAUCAGAUUUAUUAUUAUUAUUAUUAUUAAUAUUAUUAUUAUUAUUAAAAAAGUAAUCCCAUGCAAGGUGGGAAAGGAUCGGUCGGAAGGAGACCCUGUAAAAUGGAUCGCUCUUAUUAGUCUCUGCUCCAGGCUGCCCACCUGGAGGAGUUUUUUGCAAUGUAUAGGAGGGGGGGAAAAAUUCAGAUAUAUCGAAAAUCAUUUGUAUCUAAUGUAUACAGUGUAAAAUGGAUUUUAAAAAUAUUACAUUACUAUUUUUUCUUAAUCGGAAAGAAAAUUCUCAAGGCCUUUUGAAGAGCAUUAAAAGAUGAAGAUUGUAAACUUGUAUACAAAAAAAAAAAAACAUUCUUGGUGAGGAAAACUAUGUAAAGUUAUCUUUUAACACUUUGGGGUUAUUUGUUCCCAAGAUUCGCCUGAAUUUUGGAUUAUAGUUUGGAUUAUAGGCUUCUUUUUAACGGGCUGUUUUUUUUAUUAAGGGGUGACUUCUCUCCCCCACCCCCAGAGAUCCAAUUCUAAUGCAAAAAUUUAAAAAAAAACAACCCUCAAUCCAUAAAUAUGGGGAAGGGGUUAAUAAGGAGUAGUUUUCAUCUGAUGUUGUUUUUAUUUAAUUUUUUUAAGUUAAGAGAAACUGGUAACCUAUUUAUACAUUUUUUUGUGCAAAAAUAAAUGAAUGGCAAUAGAUUUUAAAAAGAAAAAAAA
Molecule: messenger RNA, 10405 nt
Organism: Crotalus tigris (Tiger rattlesnake)
Lineage: Eukaryota; Metazoa; Chordata; Lepidosauria; Squamata; Viperidae
Gene: MED13L
Product: mediator complex subunit 13L
Exons: 31
Coding region: 1045-7710 (2221 amino acids)
Biological process (GO): regulation of transcription by RNA polymerase II
Cellular component (GO): mediator complex
Molecular function (GO): transcription coregulator activity
Source: RefSeq, a predicted model, not a curated record